UGUCCACGGGGCAUGUGCGGGGGAGGGCAGUGAGCCCUCCCACUGUCCUCCCCCGUCCCCGUCCUGGUGGGAGGAAACACGGGACAUAUAACGCGAGGUUCUCACGGCGGAGCCUGCAUUGUAGCCUUGUUCCUUCAACUUCUCUGGAGAGGUACAGGAAACAAUUACCAAUUCAACAAUUGCACACAGUGUGUGGUGCGUCACUAACAGCGGGUACUAAAGCGCAGGCGAUAGCGAGAUGUGGCGGUGCGCGUGCGCAUUGGCGCUGCUGUGUGCGGCACUCGCGCGCUCUGAUACUUAUAAACGUGCUGAAUUGGCGACGGCUCCUUUCGUGCUGGGAUCGCGCUACGGCCGCUCCUCUCCGCGAAUGAUCGCACCACGCAACGACAGGUUCUUCAUGGGCAGCAGAUAUGGCAAGCGGUCGGAACCAGCUGUGCGUACUCUGACCCCGCAAGAUGUAACGUGGCGCGAUAUAACGUCGCAAGAUGUAACGUCGCAAGGUGUAACGUCACAAGAUGUAACGUCGCAAGGUGUAACGUGGCGGAACGUUGUGCGUUUAUGUGAACUUCAAGUUUUCGCACCGCUCUGCUCGCUACAACAUUCGUCUAAAUCUUUAUACAACAGAAUAGACCAAGAGCCAGCGGAGAAAAUGGACUACAAAGAUUAA
Messenger RNA from Papilio machaon (common yellow swallowtail), 667 nucleotides. RefSeq lists its product as uncharacterized. The transcript is spliced from 5 exons. Bases 239 to 667 code for a protein of 142 amino acids. NCBI's taxonomy places the organism in Eukaryota, Metazoa, Arthropoda, Insecta, Lepidoptera, Papilionidae. The record is from RefSeq and is a predicted model, not a curated record.